AUGAGAAUCGGAGGACAAUUCCAAAGUUCUAACGUUCUUCCUCUAUUCUGCCAGAAGGUGGAGUGCUGUGGCUACCCACUCAGCAUAUUCUUCAUAUUGGUCACCGAGUUCUGUGAGAGAUUCUCCUACUAUGGAAUACGAGGGAUUCUGCCGUUGUACAUAACGAAAUUCUUGUUAUGGGACACUCAUAAUGAAUUUUAUAUGUACUAUGCCUUUCUGGCCUGCUUGUACCUGGCACCGAUCCUGGGGGGCAUUAUUGCCGACUCUUGGCUCGGGACGUUCAAGACUAUCAUAUACCUGUCAAUUGUCUCUGCUGCUGGCCAGGUCGUAUUGACUGUUAGCGCCAUUGAUGACAUCACUGUACCAGACAAUCUUACUGUUCACCGGGUUCUUGCCGUGAUUGGCCUGGUCCUAAUUGUUUUGGGGACAGGUACAAUCAGACCAUGCCUACCUGCUUUCGGAGGGGACCAGUUUGAGCACCACCAGACCAGGCAAAGGAGUAUAUUCUUUUCAGUGUUCUUCCUCUGCAAAGAAGCUGGAUUACUUGUCUCUAUUUUCAUCUCUCCGAUUUUAAGACGUCAGAAGUGUGGCAUCCAAGUGUGCUACCCGCUUGUCUCUGGCGUGGCAGCAGCUCUGAUGGUGGUUGCAUUAGUUGUUUUUGUUGUUGGAAGUCGAAUGUAUGUGAAAACUGCUCCAACGGGAAACAUCAUUCUGCAGGUGUCAAAAUGCAUUGGUUUUGCAAUCAAGAACCGCUACAGGCACAGAAGCAGUCAGUAUCCCCCAAGAGAGCACUGGAUGGACUGGGCUUCUGACAAAUAUGACAAACUCCUGAUACAGCAGAUCAAGAUGGUCCUCAAGGCCUUGUUCUUGUUUUUACCCCUGCCUAUGUUCUGGAUGGUGCUUGACCAGGAAGGUGCACACUGGAGUAUGCAAGCCAUGGGCAUGGAUGGAGACUUUGGUUUUAUUAUUGUACAGUACGAUCAAAUGCAGACUUUGCUACCCAUCUUGAAUAUCAUUUUAGUUCCGGUCGCUGGCUUACUUAUAUACCUCAUUGAAAAAUGUGGCUUCAAAGUUCUGCCCUUGAAGAGAAUGGCAGUUGGGAUGUUUCUGACAGCUAUGGCCUUUAUUUCUGCUGGCUUUGUUCAGCUUGAGGUUGAUGCAAAUGGGGAGUAUUUAACACUUGACUAUGGAAGCUAUGAAGAUGUCUAUUUGGACAAUGAGCUUGUGCAUGUCAGGGUCUUCUCAGGCACCAGGCAGACUCUAGUUAUCAAUCCCGCUCCUCAUGUUGGUAUGAUCCGAUAUGAUGAUGUAAAUGGAAAACCUCAUGGAGACAACUAUGUAAGAUUCAUCAGUGGCUUAAGCACAGGAGUAAGAGUGUCAUUGAAUGGAGUAUAUUUUGGACAAUUAUCCACACUAGUGAUGUCCGGUUACAGCAGUGUAUCACAUGAGAGGCAAACAUUCACAAUCAGCAAUGUUGCUGGACAGCAAUGUGACUACACCAGGGAGUUUGGCUUUGGAGGGGUCUACACUAUCGUCAUCCCCAGUACUCUUUCCUGGGAGAAUUGCGGGGGCAUUCAGGAGGUGGAGGAGAUGCAGCCCAACAGUGUCCACAUGGCUCUCCAGAUCCCACAGUACUUCUUCAUCUCUGCAGGGGAGGUUCUAUUCGCUGUGGCUGGUCUGGAGUUCUCUUAUUCUCAAGCACCAAGCAACAUGAAGACUGUUCUUCAGGCUGUUUGGCUGUUUACUUUAUCUAUGGGCUUCUUCAUAUCUCUUCUUGUGAACGAAGUGUCAGAGAUCCUACAAACUUCAGAAAACUUUGAAAUGAAAGAGUGGGCAGAGUACAUACUCUUUGCAUCACUCUUGCUGGUCGUUUGUGUAAUAUUCUCCAUCAUGGCCUAUUUUUACACCUACAUUGAUCCUGUUGCCAUCGAGGCCGAAUUCAAGCGGAAGGAGGGACUUGAUUCUGAUGAAACGGAUGAAAAUGAUGAGCUGGAAAUGAAAGAGAAAGAGUCUCAGCAUCAUGAUAACGAGGAAGGGCUAAAACAGAGCAAAAUGUGAACUCAAAUGUGAAUCAUCAGAUGGAUUGUCUAGAAAACUGUGGGGUUGCAGUGCUGCAGCGUGCCAACAUGCCGUACCAUACAGUAUUGGCAACAUUGCUCUAUGUUCCCACAGCCCGUUGGUCCCACUGCCCAAUGGUCCCACAGCUUAUUCUUCAUGCUCCAAGUUCCCACAUUUUUAAGAAAUUAUUCAAAUAGGCAAGUAAUAAGUAAACUAAAAGAACAUGCCUUUCUCCCCGCCAUGGGACAUACGGCCUAAAUUUGAAUAAAUUCUAAGAAAUGUGGGAACAUGGGCCAGCAGGUAAAAGCUGUGGUACCAAUGGGCCUAAAUAUUAAUGUUUAAAGUCUUAGUAAUGUGGGACCAAUGGGCUGUGGGAACAUAGACACGCUUCCCCAACAUUGCAUUAAGGGGCCUCAGGUUUGAGUCCUGUGUCUGGGUAAUUUCUGCUUGGGUCAUUAUAUCCCCGAAACGCGGCACAUUUGGGAUAUUAUGGCUUUGCUCCAACUGCCACAGAUAUUUCAAAUGUGUGUUUGGCCCAUAACUUUUGAACGGGUGGAUGGAUAUAUAUUAGGCAGACAAACAAAACAAUCACACCAACAAAAAGUUCCCGUUUUGAAAGUUUGCCAUCUGGAAAGUUGGCCAUCUUGAAAGCGCUGGCCUGCUGUGCCUGUCCUAGAGCAUUAGCACACAAAAUUUUGUGCAAAUCUGUCCACCCGUUCAGGAGCUUGUGGGUUUUAUAAAUAUCAGACAGGCACUUUCGAUCAGAUUUACAGAA
Molecule: messenger RNA, 2833 nt
Organism: Engraulis encrasicolus (European anchovy)
Lineage: Eukaryota; Metazoa; Chordata; Actinopteri; Clupeiformes; Engraulidae
Product: solute carrier family 15 member 1-like
Exons: 22
Coding region: 1-2058 (685 amino acids)
Biological process (GO): dipeptide import across plasma membrane
Cellular component (GO): plasma membrane
Molecular function (GO): dipeptide transmembrane transporter activity
Source: RefSeq, a predicted model, not a curated record